AUGAGUGAGAAGGAGGAGCGCGAUUUGAUGACCGUCGAUUCCUUCUCACAGCUGCCCUUCAUCGGCGGCCGACUGCCGGCGGCUUCCAAGCUCUCCUCUUCCUCCUCCGGCAUCCGCCUCUUCGGCAUCGAAGUCGCGCGGCAGCCCUCAUUCGACGGCGACGUAGCUGAUGAACGCGCCGGUGCUAAAGGCGGGGGUGGUCCUGAUGGAGGAGCAGACGCCGGCGAGAGUAGUCGUACUGCUACCGCCGCCGCCUUCAGGAAGUUCGAGUGCCACUACUGCGGCCGCCAAUUCCCAACGUCGCAGGCGCUCGGCGGUCACCAGAACGCGCACAAGCGGGAGCGCCAGCACGCAAAGCGCGCACAACUCAACCAGUACUCCGCCGCCUUCUACGGCUUCGGCCACGGCCACCGCCAACUCUACGGCGUCAUGAAUAGCUAUAACCACCAGUACUCUGCGAUCCCGUCGCACGUGUCCGAGGCUAGCUUCUCCGGCAGCUGGCGGCUGGCGGCGCCAGUGGCUCAGCCCAUCAACGGCAGCCCGUUGCCUGGUCGAGGAGGAGUCUCCCCGGCGAUGCCUUUACAGCCUUUAAGAGCAGAAGGAGUAGUAGCAGCAGGUGGAACUAAUAUUUCGACUGCUAUUAUUUCUUCUUCUUCAUCAUCACACCAAUUUAUGAUCCGGAAUUUGAAAGAGAAGGUGAGUCUGGAUUUGCACCUCUGA
This is a messenger RNA of Zingiber officinale, 720 nucleotides long. RefSeq names its product zinc finger protein 8-like. Gene Ontology annotation, molecular function: DNA-binding transcription factor activity. The coding region runs from base 1 to 720 and encodes 239 amino acids. Gene Ontology annotation, biological process: trichome differentiation; trichome morphogenesis; response to gibberellin. The record is from RefSeq and is a predicted model, not a curated record. NCBI's taxonomy places the organism in Eukaryota, Viridiplantae, Streptophyta, Magnoliopsida, Zingiberales, Zingiberaceae. The transcript has a single exon.